Molecule: messenger RNA, 1023 nt
Organism: Saccostrea cuccullata (small rock oyster)
Lineage: Eukaryota; Metazoa; Mollusca; Bivalvia; Ostreida; Ostreidae
Product: deleted in malignant brain tumors 1 protein-like
Exons: 3
Coding region: 1-1014 (337 amino acids)
Cellular component (GO): membrane
Source: RefSeq, a predicted model, not a curated record
AUGGACCGAAAGGGGGUGUGUUUGUUUCUUUCAUUUUUUCUUUUUCCAGAAAACAAUGGCCUACUCUUUCACGGAGAUAAUACAAACGUGCAGUCCACGACGACAAUCGGACCGCUUGGACGCGAUGCCACGCUCUCACUUUUAGUACAAGAAGUUUUGGAUUUAAAAGCCAAAGUGAAAGUUCAGGAGCAGGAAAUCCAAACUCUGAAAAAUAACCAAAAGCUUGACAGCAAUGUUACUUCUAGCACUGUGAAUCAGUUGAUGUCAAAAUUCCUCGAUUUGACGUCUUCCUUUAAUGCCAUUAAGCAAGAAUUUGAUCAUCUGAACAAUCUAACAGGAUUACAAGUUAUCACGCAAAGACUGUCAAACAUGGAACACUCUAUUCGUUACCUCACACUUUCGUUGAACAACAAUGAAAUCAAGGAUGAAAAAAUAAACAAUACCAUUUUCCUGGAACUCAGUUCUUUAAACAGAAAACAAAACAACAUUAAAAUUGAACAUGAUAUCUUAAACACAACCCUUUUCCAAGAACAAACAUCUUUACAAACGGCAGUACACAAGGUUGCCGUAGCUAUUGACAGCGUCAAUCAGACGUUGUUAUCAGCUCUUCAAAAGACCACGAACUCUCUGGAUUCAAAAAGACAACACCUUCUGUCCGAGCUACAAAAACUGAACACAACUCUCUAUAAUUUUAUUAAACCUGACGGAAUAAGAUUAGGUGGUGGUGGUUCGAAUUCCGGUAGGGUAGAAGUUCGAUUUCUUGGAACAUGGGGAACAGUUUGUGAUGAUGCAUUCGACAAUAAUGAUGCCAAAGUCGUAUGUCGUAUGCUUGGAAAGAGUUGGACUAAUGCAGUAGCAUAUGGUUAUCACCAUUUUGGACAAGGAUCAGGACCGAUUAUAUAUGACGAUUUAGGAUGUACUGGAGAUGAAUCAGAUCUCUUUUAUUGUCCACAUAAUGUACUCAGACAUCACAACUGUGGCCAUAGUGAAGAUGCCGGAGUGUCCUGUGGUUAGCAAUGGCAG